Helicoverpa zea (corn earworm) is the source of this 1753-nucleotide messenger RNA. It is a transcript of the gene Ubc6, whose product is annotated as ubiquitin-conjugating enzyme E2-17 kDa. The coding region runs from base 218 to 673 and encodes 151 amino acids. Gene Ontology annotation, biological process: proteasome-mediated ubiquitin-dependent protein catabolic process; DNA repair; protein polyubiquitination. Gene Ontology annotation, cellular component: HULC complex. NCBI's taxonomy places the organism in Eukaryota, Metazoa, Arthropoda, Insecta, Lepidoptera, Noctuidae. The record is from RefSeq and is a predicted model, not a curated record. The transcript is spliced from 3 exons. Gene Ontology annotation, molecular function: ubiquitin conjugating enzyme activity.
UUUCUAAUUGCUAUAUUCAUGGUCAUCUGACAACCAUCUCGCUGGCCGUGACGACAGAAAUUUCUACACAACGACAAAAACGGAAUCUUUUGUGUACAAGCGAAACCUACAUAAAUAGUUUACGAAUUUUUGUCAUAUGAAAGUUUCAUAAAAAAAAGACAUCUGACUAAACCGGAACUUUAACAAAUUAGUGGCUUAACUAGUGCUUGAUACCAAAAUGUCAACUCCAGCUAGAAGACGCCUGAUGAGAGAUUUCAAACGCUUACAAGAGGACCCACCUACAGGGGUGUCAGGAGCUCCCACUGACAACAAUAUCAUGAUCUGGAAUGCUGUGAUAUUCGGCCCCCAUGACACUCCAUUUGAAGAUGGAACAUUCAAGCUAACAAUAGAGUUCACAGAAGAAUACCCAAACAAACCUCCCACAGUUCGGUUUGUGUCUAAAAUGUUUCACCCCAAUGUAUAUGCAGAUGGAGGAAUAUGCUUAGACAUUCUGCAAAACAGAUGGAGCCCAACAUAUGAUGUAUCAGCUAUAUUAACUUCUAUACAGUCAUUACUAAGCGACCCUAACCCCAAUUCACCUGCAAACUCCAUGGCAGCACAGCUUUAUAAGGAGAACCGGCGGGAAUACGAAAAACGGGUGAAAGCAUGUGUAGAACAAUCAUUUAUUGACUAGCAGGGGUCAGCCAGGAUCUCAGUUCCAUGUGGUGUACUCAAUACCUGCGCUGCCGUACACACCGGCCAAUACCUCCUUAUAAAUUUCAUUGGGACAUCCAUGUAAAUUAUAAUUACAUACAUAAACCAAGUUAUACUGCAAAGUAUACCAGAUAAAUUAUAAGUUGGGUUUUGGUAAACUAAUUUUAUUAAUUCAUAGGAAAACCAAAAUUCGAGUCAACAGGUAAUAUAAAUAAAAAUAACUCAUAAAAUUCAACUAUCACUGACAAUAUUAAAGCUUACUACCAAUAACUUUAAGAUUAGUGUCAGCAUUAGUUUCAAAUAUAUUAUCAUCUCAUGUGUGAAAUUCUUAUUUUCAUAGAUAAACUUUAGAGCCCUUUUGUCUCACCAUUUCAUGACUUCCUAUAAAGCCUUAAAUGGAAUGAGGUUGUUAUAUUGAUAAAUCAAGAUGUUUCAAUAGAACUUUUGAAACAUUUAGUUCAAAUGUAUGAACUUCUAUCAGGCAUAAUGCUUGCACACAAUGAAAACUUACAAAAAGCUUUGCUUGUCUUUUCUAGACUCUGGUAGAUUGAGAAGCAAUUUCUUGAGAACUACUUAAACAAUUUUGUAACUCUUAGCAUACACAAUAACUUUAACAUUUUCUUUCUAAUUUAGUGCUGCUUUGUCCUAGAUUUCAGUUUUGGAAUACUUGUAUUUUAUUAUUGAUGAACUAUGUACCUAUACAUUAAUGUAAAGUAGAAAUUAUAAUUAUUUGCUGAUUAUAAUAAUUGUUAAUUAAACACCUUAGUGGUAUUAUCAAGUGUUUACCUAAAAUAGUACAAGUUUAUUAUUAAUUUUCAAAAUUAUUAUCUAUUGACUCCAGUGGUUUAUAUUAUAUUGACAUAAUUAUAUUUCUGCUGCACAAAAUUAGGUCGAGUCUCAUUUGUAUUAUCAUAAGCGUCCCAAUGGAUAUUUUUGAAUUGUGUAGCAGUUUUCUUGUUUUCUAAUAAAGCUGAAUGUUUGAAAUGUCUUGUGUUUAAAGGACAUUUAAAUAUGUGUAAUAUUUCGUCUUCUAGUAAAAUAUUAUUUUCGGUUUUACAAA